AUUCUGUCCAAGGAAACAUGUCGGUGAUCGGGAUUGACUUCGGGAACGUCGAAUGCGUUGUCGCUCAAGCCAAGCGCGGCGGCAUUGACAUUAUCCUCAAUGAGAACUCCAACCGAAAGAACCCGAACAUGGUCUGCAUGGCGGGCAAGCAACGCUACAUUGGGGAAGCCGCCGUGAGCAUGGCGCGCACUAACUACAAGAACACGGCAACGGAUGUUAAGCGUUUGAUCGGCCGUAAGUUUUCUGCCCCAGAUGUCCAAGAAGAAAUCAAGAACUACGGCUUCAAGUGCGUCGAAUUGCCGUCGGGCCAAGUUGGCAUCGUUCUCAACUACAACGACAACCCAGUGACAUACACGUGCGAACAAGUCGUUGCCAUGAUGUUGAACAAGUUGCAAAACAUUGCUGCCGUUGCAAACGAAAAUGUGCGACCUGCCUACGGUGUUCUGUCUUGCCCUGGGUACUUCACCGAUGUGCAACGCCGUGCGAUGCUGAACGCAUCCAAGAUCGCUGGGCUCAACUGCCUCCGCUUGAUGAACGAACACACGGCCGUUGCCCUCGGCUACGGUAUUUACAAGUCGGUCCGCAACUUGUUCCACGAAACCAACCCCGAACACGUCAUGUUUAUUGACAUGGGUCACUCUGGCUACACCGUGUCGAUCGUGAACUUUGUCCAAGGCAAGUUGCAAGUCAAAGCCGUCGCGUACGACCGAUUCCUCGGUGGUCGCAACUUCGACUUUGCUUUGGCCAAGGAUGUCGCUGAAAAGUUUGAAGCGAAGCACAAGAAAAACCCGUUGGCGGACGCCAAGUCUCGCCUGAAGCUGUUGUCGGCCUGUGAAAAGACGAAGAAGAACCUCAGUCCCCAAGGUGUGACGUCCUCUGCACUUAACAUUGAAUGCCUCGUCGACGAAAUCGACUAUGCGUCCAAGGUGAGCCUGGAGGAAUUCGAAACUCUCAUCGCUCCGCUCCUCGAACGCUUGGAAGCUCCGAUUCAGUCGGCGUUGGCGGACGCUGGCCUCACUGCCGACAAGUUGAGCUGCGUCGAAAUCGUCGGUGGUGGUGUGCGUGUCGCGUCGGUCAAGCGCCGCCUCGCCGACAUUCUCGGUCUCGACAAGGAAAAGCCCAACAUGGGCUUGAGCACGACGUUGAACGCCGACGAAGCUGUUGCACGCGGCUGUGCUUUGCAGUGCGCCAUUUUGUCGCCCUUGUUUAAGGUCAAGGACUUUUCGAUUUCGGACAUCAACAAUUACCCGAUUCGCGUGUCGUGGGAAGGUGCAACGUCGUCGGAAGACGAUACGCACGAAGACGAAACGGAUGGACCUGCAGCUGCCCAACCUACUGCCAACGCCGACUCGAUCUUGAUCUUGACCCGCAAGGAUGAUUUUCCCACGACGAAGCGCAUCUCGUUUCGCCGAUCGGACCCUUUGGUCGUGGACGCCCACUACGACGAGACAGCCACGCCGUUUUUGCCCCCUAGCCCGUACACAAACUUGGGCAAGUUUACCAUCUCGGGCAUGUGUGCUGACGAAAAUGGCGAAGCGCCUCGCAUCCGUGUGAACGUGCGCCAAGAUAUUCACGGGUUGUUUGAAGUCGCUUCGGGCCAAAUGAUGGUGGAAAUCAAGGAAGAUGAAACCAAGGAGGUCGAAGCCAAAGAAGGCGAAGAGAAGAAGGCGGAAGAAGGCCCGAAGAAGAAGCGCUUCCGCAAGGUCGAACUCAAGGUUGAAUCGCAAGUGAACGGCUUGUCGUCGUCGGAAGUGACCCGCGCGUCCGAAGAUGAGUUGGCCAUGGCCCAACAAGACCGCGUGAUCGAAGAAACUGCAAACAAGCGCAACGAACUCGAAACCUUUGUCUAUGACAUGCGCAACCACUUGGGCGAAAAAUACAGCGAAUUUGUCUCGACCGCGGACCGCGAAUCGUUUGAAGCCAAGUUGAACGACAUGGAAGACUGGCUGUACUCGGACGAAGGCUUUGACUCGACCAAGUCGGUGUACCAAGCCAAAUUGGAUGAAUUGCGUGUCGUGUCCAAGCCGAUUGAUGCCCGAUACCAAGAACACCAGAACCGCCCCGACGCCCAGGCGAAGUUGCAGGCGUUGAUUGAGGAGUACAAGAAGCUCGCCAAUUCGACCGACGAAAAGUAUUCGCACUGGACGGACGAAGACUCUGCCAAGGUCCGGGAUGCCGCGACGAAUGCUGAAACGUGGUUGUUUGACCAAUUGAAUGCCCAAGCGAACGUCCCGUUGACCGCGGCGCCCGUCGUGACGGUGGCUCAGAUCGAAGCCAAGCUCGAGGAAACUCGUGCUCUGGCGACCCCGAUCAUCAACAAGCCGAAGCCUUUGCCCAAGGUUGAACCCCCGGCUGCUCCCGCGACGUCGACCACGACCGAGGAAGACACGAAGGAAGGCGACAAGAUGGACUUAGAUUAAUGGACGCCUCAGCCAUGCAACUGUUAGGACUUACAACAACUCAAGAAAAACGAAUCCAAUUGCGCGUAUGUGACUUCGACUCUUUCGAGACGCGCGCCGUGCAAAGAACAGGUCUUCAGCAUGGACGACCAAAAAGACUUGCUGGGGGAGGCAAUGAUGUGUGCGAACGACAGAACGAAAUUGAAAGCCACGGCAUGAAAAGCGCGUUAGUCGCCAGCUAGAAGGGGUGAAGCUCAAAGCUUGGACGAAGGAGCGGCGGCGACGGCCUUGGCGAGGGAGGCAGCCAUCUUCUCCAACGCCCAGCGAGGCAUUUCCGCGGUCACGGGGAGGUACACGAGGUUCUGCAUCACCUUUUUCGAGAUGACGGGGUCGUACGAUCGAUCCGUGGGACUACAGAGCGAUCCAUUCCACAUGCAGACGAGAUUGCAAGACGGUCUUACUGGGGCACAAACGCCAGUUGGGUCGCGCCGGCGGUCACGUCAAAGCCAUCUUGAAUCAUGGCGGCCGCAACUUGGCGGGGGUUGGGCACGAGGACCGGGAAGAGCCAGUAGUAGUGGUUUUUUGCAUGCACGCCCGGCACCGACGUUUGCGGGAUGUUGCGAAUGAGUUGCUCGAGCUCUUCGCUUUUGCUCCUGCAUCCAUCAUGUGAAAAC
Aphanomyces invadans is the source of this 3073-nucleotide messenger RNA. RefSeq lists its product as hypothetical. Gene Ontology annotation, cellular component: nucleus; cytosol. Gene Ontology annotation, biological process: protein folding. The record is from RefSeq and is a predicted model, not a curated record. Bases 18 to 2420 code for a protein of 800 amino acids. The transcript is spliced from 4 exons. Gene Ontology annotation, molecular function: ATP binding; ATP-dependent protein folding chaperone. NCBI's taxonomy places the organism in Eukaryota, Oomycota, Saprolegniomycetes, Saprolegniales, Verrucalvaceae.